AUGAGCUUGAACGGAGACUUUUGCAACGGCGACGUUGAGUCCACAAAAGGAAUUGACGAGGAGAAGUUGGCCGGUGGGGACGGUCACUCACAGGAAAGCAACAAAUCGGAAGUGGCCACCGCUGUUUCGGAAUCGCUUUCAGUGGAAAGACUCGUGAUCGACGACAAUCUUGAAGAAGAAGCGGUGGAAAGCGAUGGUGACGUAGCUCUGGACGAAUCCGAGCAGACGAACAGCAGCGCUGUGAAGAAAAUUGAUGCUUCUGGAGAAGAAGGCGAGAAAACGAGUGAAACUGAGUUGUUUGCUGACUCUGCUUCUGAGGAAAAGGAUCCACCAAAGAAUGAAGAUGUUAGGAAAUUCAAGCAGGGAUCAUCCGAAUACAAGCGUAGAGUCGAAUUUUUGAAAGGGUUGAACACAAAACAGCUCAAGCAAAUUAAGGAUAUACUUGGUCUUGAGGACUGCGGCACCGCUAAAGAUGCAUCGGUGAAGGUCAUUAUGUCAUUUAUGAUGAGACCAGUGGACUAUAGGCGUGAUACGCCUAGUGCUGAGUCCUCCCAAACAAUCAAAGAGCCAGAGCGUAAACGUGCUAAGAAGGCUACUAUGCCUGAUGAAGUGAGUUGUCAGAUUAGCUGA
Molecule: messenger RNA, 630 nt
Organism: Strongylus vulgaris
Lineage: Eukaryota; Metazoa; Nematoda; Chromadorea; Rhabditida; Strongylidae
Source: the annotation of a GenBank genome assembly